This is a messenger RNA of Penicillium egyptiacum, 2523 nucleotides long. The record is from the annotation of a GenBank genome assembly. Lineage: Eukaryota; Fungi; Ascomycota; Eurotiomycetes; Eurotiales; Aspergillaceae.
AUGUACGCGCCGGAGCAGUUCAUGAAUCCGGGGCCAGCCCCCCGGCCCCCUACCGAUCGACCCCCCAAGUUGACCCUACCGACCAACAACACAACCACCUCCUUCGGUCAGAUGAGCUUGGACUCUCCGAGCACACCGGGUCCGUCGACCGCAAAUCUUUCGCUUUUCCCCAACACCAGCAGUCCUUCGCUGGCUAUGGCUCGGAGUAAUACCAGCCAAAAUGGAAUCUCGAUCAUCAAAGAAGGCACGGUCCGCUGCAAAGAGGACAAAUUUUUGGCAACUUGGAAUACACGUUACUUGAUCCUACGUGAAUAUAAACUUGAAUUUUUAAAGAGUGAUUCUGGCAAGGUAGUGAUUACAUUCCCUUUGUCCUCGGUCACCGCUGUCGCUCGCUCCGAGGAUUCCAAGAUGGCCUUCGAGGUCACUCGCUUGGCCAACCCGAAAGAUGCGAACUCCAAAUCCUCACUUCUUGCCCGCGACCUACCUACCAAGACGAUCACCUGCGAAGUCAAGUCCGAUGAUGAAAUCUAUGAGUGGAUCGACAAGAUCUAUGAGCGCUGCCCUGGCAUGGGCGGCGUCAGCAACCCAACAAACUUUAGUCACCGUGUUCAUGUCGGCUUUGACCCGAAUACCGGCGCCUUCGUAGGCUUGCCUCCCGAGUGGGAGAAGCUUUUGACUUCCUCGGCUAUCACGAAGGAAGACUACAAGAAGAAUCCCCAGGCUGUCAUCGAGGUUCUUGAAUUCUACUCAGAUAUCAAGAUGCGCGAGCAGAACCCGCAGUACUAUGCUGGAAUCAACUCCCCGCCCAACGGUCAACCCAAGGCAUACGGUAAUAGUGUUGGAAGCUCCAUUGCACCCCCGCGUCCUCCACCACCAGGACCUAUGCAGCGCCUUGAUAGCAGUCAGUCGAAAUCUGACGGUUCUAUGCGCUCUGCGUCAUCCUCAAUUGGACACUCGGACCGUGCGGCAGACCACCAACAGCAAGUUGAACGGAUGAAGGAAAUGGCCGACCAAGAGCGUCGCCGCGUGGAGGAGGAACGUCGCAACAAGGAGGAGCAAGAUGCUUACAAUGCUUCCAUCCCGAAGAGCCGUCCUACUAUGGCUCAACAAGAGCUUGGUGGAUAUGGCGGCGACGAGCCAUCACAGAAUAGCCGCUAUCAACCAAGCCGCCCUGCCCCUCAGGCUCCAGGAUCUGCUGCACGCCAGCAGGACCCCCGACAGCUCACUGCACAGCGUCCCGCACCGGCGCCACCUUCACAGAGUCCCUACGGCCAAAGCGUGCCCCGAGCACCAGGUGCUCCUCGAACUGAUGACCGCCAAGGCUCUCCAAGCUCCCGCUACCCUCCUAGUGACCCUCGGGCCCCAGGGUCAGCCAACCGACAUCAGCAAAACGGUUCCAAGGGACAGGCCGGACCCCCUCCGACACGUCUACCGGCUCCCGUUCAAGCUGUGAAGCCGUUGAACAUUGCCAACAAGCAAAACGGGAACAAGCAGAACGUCCCCGAUGGCGUCCGCCAGGCCGAAGCUGCUCUUACAAAGAAGGCAGAUCAGCCACGCCAGAAGGAGGUGCGCAUGUCGGCCAUGUCAGAGAACGAGGUCAUGGAGCGACUGAGAUCUGUUGUAUCCAAAGACAACCCAAACGAGUCUUACAGCAAGCAGCGCAAGAUUGGUCAGGGUGCAUCUGGAUCCGUGUAUGUGGCGCGCGUUAAGGAAAGUGCACCUUCAGGUGUUGCCCACGAGCUUUACCGGACGUAUGGCCCGCGCUGCCAGGUGGCCAUCAAGCAGAUGGACCUGCGCAGUCAGCCCCGCAAGGAGUUGAUCGUCAACGAAAUUAUCGUCAUGAAGGACAGCCAGCACCCGAAUAUUGUCAACUUCCUCGACUCAUUCUUGCAGGAAUCAAGCAAUGAACUCUGGGUUGUCAUGGAGUUCAUGGAGGGUGGCGCCUUGACUGAUGUGAUUGAUAAUAACCCAGUAAUUACUGAAGGUCAGAUCGCGACAAUUUGUGCUGAGACUUGUAAGGGUCUGGCCCAUCUGCACAACCAGAGCAUCAUCCACCGUGAUAUCAAGAGCGACAAUGUCCUCCUCGACCGUGUUGGCCACGUCAAGAUCACUGAUUUCGGCUUCUGCGCCAAGCUGACCGAAACCAAGAGCAAGCGCGCCACGAUGGUCGGCACCCCUUAUUGGAUGGCCCCCGAGGUGGUCAAGCAGAAGGAGUACGGCCCGAAGGUCGACUGCUGGUCGCUGGGCAUCAUGGCUAUCGAAAUGAUUGAGUCGGAGCCUCCUUACCUGAACGAGGAGCCUCUGAAGGCCCUCUACCUUAUUGCCACCAACGGAACCCCCCGUCUCAAGAAGCCCGAGAAGCUCAGCAAGGAGCUUAAGGCUUUCCUAAGCGUCUGCCUCUGCGUCAAUGUCCACAGCCGUGCUUCCGCCGAUGAGCUCCUCGCCCACGAAUUCCUGCAGACUGGAUGCAGCCUGGCUAGUCUGGCUGAGCUGCUCCGCUGGAAGAAGGCUACUGGCUCGUAG